Molecule: messenger RNA, 921 nt
Organism: Nipponia nippon (crested ibis)
Lineage: Eukaryota; Metazoa; Chordata; Aves; Pelecaniformes; Threskiornithidae
Source: RefSeq, a predicted model, not a curated record
AUGCUGCUGCUGGCAGCGCUUGUGGCCACAGCCGCUUGGUCUUGUGGAUUUGCACAAAAUGUUCCCAUGCAGAGCCCUCUCUCAGUCACCAAGCCUAAAGGAAGUGUUCGCCUGCGAUGUCACUUUAAAGACGUCUCUGUAAAUUUUGAUAGCACUGCCAUACACUGGUAUCAACAGAAGGUGAAUAAAGCUCCGGUGAGGAUGCUCUACUUCUCAGGGUCAAUAUCAGUAGAUGACGGCUUCCGAGCAAACAGGUAUAGGAUUGAAAAGGAUUCUAGCCAGAAACUGUGUACUCUCACAAUAAACGAUAUAACUCCAGACGACACUGCUACCUACUACUGCGCCUACCCCUACUGGGAUACACGUGUAUACAGUGAAUAUUACAAAGUCUUCGGAACUGGCACAAAGCUCAUUGUUUCUGACAAAGGACAUAUUCCACCGGCAAGCUCUGAAAUCCUGCAGAAGGAACAUGAAAAUAUGAUAACGUAUGUUUGCCUUAUUGAGAAAUUCUACCCAGAUGUUAUUCGGGUGACAUGGACCGAUGAAGAAAGUAAGGAGGUAACAGACAACGUAGUAAAAGGAGACACUUGGAGUCCCAAGAACGACGAUAGAUACUCAGUCAGCAGCUGGUUAACUGUGCCAGUGGAGAACAAAGACAAGAACUAUAACUGCAAAUAUGAGCAUGAAAGCCAACAGCAUUCACUGCCGACACAAGAUUAUACAAAGACUGCUCCUCCGGAAGAGGACUGCAGCGCAAAUCGUGGAAACAGCACAGUUUUUAAUAGAGAUCACUUAAUGCACAGGACAGCAUAUUUAGUGUACAUCGUCCUUCUUCUGAAGAGCACCAUGUACUACCUGAUUGUACUCUUCUUCAUCUACCGAAUGUGGGCUCCAACCAAGCACCAAGGAAAGACAGCAUAA